AUGAAGCAACAAGACGAAGAAGAUGGCGAAUAUGGAGAAUAUAAAGGAAUUAAUUAUUCUCUAAUUAUAAAAAAAGUUUUGAGAAGGUCAAUAAAUGAUUGGAAUGUGUUUUGUCAAAAAGUAGAAAAUGACAAUGGAAAUAAUUUCGACUAUUUAAUUAGUGCUUUGAUACAAUACUGUAGACAUAUAAGAGAGUGUUAUUUAAAAAUUUUAGAAUUAGAAAAAUAUAGAGAAAUGCAUAAAGAUAUUGUUGAAGUAAUAAAACAUAUAUUAUAUUUUAAAGAAAGUUAUAAUGAAUUAAAAACAAAAUAUGAAUAUGAUAUAUAUUUAUGUAAAUUAAAAACAUUAAAUUUACAAUUAAAUCAGAAUAAUGUUUUGUGUGCAUUAGACUUAUUAUCCACAAAAAAAUAUACAAGAUUUCCGAUACUUUUUAAACAAAUUCUAAAAUCACCUUUUGAUCCGGUUGUGCUUGAAUUAAAUAAAUAUCAAAUACAAAUUUUAAAAAAAAAAAUUAUAGAUGAGUUUUUAAUUAAUUACUAUAUAUCAAAAAUACCAAAAGAAAAAGUUAAUUUUAAAUUUUCUCAAGGCUUGGUAGAAUUAGAAAUAAUUAAUCAAGUAAUAAUAAAAUUUAUUACAGAUUUUUUAACAUGUACUAUAAUAGAUGUUAAUAUAUUAUUUUUAAAUGAUAUGAAUCUUCAUAUUUCACAUAACUACAAUUUGAUGGUUUUGAUUAAUUAUGCAAUUAUGAAAAGACGAUUAAAUAAAACUAAUCAUAUUAUUGGAGAAGGCGAUACUUCAAAUCAUAGUCAAAUAUUUGAAAAUGAUAAUAAUUUUAUUAAAUAUCCUAAGAAAGAAGUUUUAAAAAAUAAUAUAAGUAUGUCUGAUACAACAAAUACAGAUUAUUCAGAAUUUAGUGAAAAUGAUACAUAUGAAUCUUCAUUAUCAGAUAGUGGAAAUAAUAUGCAAUUGAUGUAUAGUCCCCCCCACAAACAAAUAGGUGAUAUAUUUUAUAGAUAUAAUAAAACAAAAGAUAUAGGAAGCAUAGAAAGCUAUUAUAAAAAUAAUAAGGGAAAAGAAAAAGAACUUGAGCUUUCGGAUAUAUAUUAUGAAAUAUAUAAAACUAGCAAUUUUUAUUGUAAUACUCAAAUUUUAGAAUUUUUUAAAGCUUACUUAAAUCAAUAUAAUUCAUACAAUUAUAUAAAAAAACAAUUUCAAAUUUAUAAAAAAUAUAAAAAAACAAAUAAAGUUGAGUCUACUCCCUCUUGUUAUAAUUAUCAUAUAGAUGAUUCCAAUUGCUUACUUUAUCUAGACAUAUAUUUAUAUGAUGCCGAAUUUAGAAAAGAAUUAUACAAUUUUUUUGAAAAAUAUAAAAUAUCCAUAUUAAAUGAAAAUAGUGAAAAAAAAAUUAUAUUACAAUUUAUUUUAAAUAACAAAAAUGGGAAUGUAAAAAUUAAGUUAUGGCCAUUUGAUUAUUUUAAUAAAUUGAAUAAAAAGAAAAAAAAGGAAAUACAAUUCGAUAAUAUUUUAUCUUAUUAUGAAUUUAUUAUGUGUUUAUUUUUGAAAAAAAAAAUAAAAACGAUGUGUUCUUAUAAUCCUUUGUAUAUUCAUCUUGAAACUUGGAUUUCAAAAGUCUCGGCUUGUUUAACAUAUUUUUUGUUUUCUAUACUUAAAAUAUUUUGCACAAAAACUACAAAAUUAACCAUAGAAAAAUAUAUUACUAUUCAAAAUAAAUGUGGAGCAAAAUUAAUAAAACGGGACCAUACACAAACAUCAGAGCAUUCAUAUUUAGAGAAUACAACUACAUAUAAUGAAUUAAUAACUGAUUAUUUUUUUGAUAUUAACACUAUUGAAAAAAAUAUACAAUGUGUAGAAAUUUGCAAACUUGGAAAAAAAAAGAGUAGCAUGCUUAGUAUUGAAGAGGUUAGUAAGAAUGCGUCAAAAGAAAUAGAUGAAGAGGAUCAUAUUUGCUUGAAAAAUAAACUUGAAAUAAUGGAAGUGAAGAAAAAUAAAAAUGAUGAAAUUUUAUACAUACUAAGAUAUACAUUUUAUGGACAAAAAAUUGAUUUAUUUAUGAGUAACCAAAGUGAUAAAUAUAUAUUUAAAUGUUAUUGGGAUAUUAUUUUUCUGAAUGUAAUUAGUUUAGAAUACAAUUUAAAAAUAAUAAUAUAUAUAAUAUAUUUGUUAAGAUGUUAUUCAAAGUAUAUAUAUUUAUAUAAUUUAUUAAAAGAAAAAUUCAAAAAUAAUAUAAAACCAGGAACAAGUUUCCCCUUUGAAUUAAACAUUGGAAAUUUAUAUCCAAAUCUUCUUUUUUCAAAAUUAAAAUUACACGAAUUUUUAAAAAAAUACGACUAUUCAUCAAACAUAGUUUUAACAAAUUUUAUUGAGCAAUUUUUUGAGCAUAUUAAUUUUUUUUAUUAUCUAUCUUCGAAAAAUGGUAGUAAAAUAAAAUGCAUGGAUACUGAGCUUGAAGAGGGUAUUAAAAAGGCUAUAUAUGAAAAUUUCCAAAAAGAUAAUGAAAAAAAUGAAAAUGAAGAUAUUUUUGAUAAACAGUCAGGAGAAGCAAAAGCAAAUUGUGAAGAUCAAGGAUUAAAAAAAGACAAUGAAAAAAAAGGGAAAUAUAGAAAUAAUUUUUUUUCUACAUUUUAUUUCAAAUUAUAUAUAACUGGUAGUGAUAUUCCAUUUUUGCUAUGCAUUUUUAUUGAAAAUAAUUUUAUAUUUCACACAUCUAUUGUUGUAUCCUUUGGAAAUUCAUAUGAAACGGAGGGUAAAAAUUUAGAUAAAAAAAAUAAAAUAAAUGAAGAAAACCAAAAAGACCAUUCAAAAAAAGGUGUAAAUAAUUAUUUUAUAAUUCCUUUAAUUCAUAAAAAAUGCUCAAUUGAUGAUAAUGUGAAUUGUUAUUUUGAUGGUUUGAAGAAAAUGAUAGUAUCUUUUUCAAAUAUGCUCAUAUCUUUACAGAAAAUUUUGCAGGUUAAUUUUUAUUGUCCAGUUUUGUCCCCAUUCAAUUGCGAACCCGAAGAUAUAACUGAAUCGAUUCCAAAUGAGGGUAAUAAGAUUGAAAAUUUUGAAAAAGAGGUGCUACAAAAUCAAGAAAAUGCUGAAGAGAUACUUGGGUAUAUCAAUGAUGAAAUUUACAAACGAAACAAAAAAAAAUGGGAAAGCAGAUCAAUAGAUUUAGAAUACUUUAUAAAUCGAAUAAGUGGUGAAAAUAAAAAAAAUGAAGAUGUAGAUGUAAAAGAUGAACGGAUCAAAAAUUUCAUGCUACAAUUUUAUUGCCAAUUAAAUGAUGAAUACGAUAUAAAUAAAGAGUAUAUAACAAAUCAUAGAAAAGAUAAUAAAUUUAUAUUCAUAAUAAAGAUAAGUAUACAUGGUUCCUUUUUUUUUAAAAUCCCUAUAAAGAGACAAAAAAGAUAUAUUAAAAUUGAUGGUUUUCAUAAAAUGGAAAAUAAAAAUUUGGUCACUCUUUUUUAUGGAAGCAUAGUUGUAAACAUGAAAAUAAAAACCCUAGAAAUAGACGAUAAAGAAGAGUUUGAGAAAUUAUAUGAAGAAUGGAAUGUAGAAAAUAGCAAAAUAGAGAAUAAUAAUUAUGAUAAAAAAAAAAAUUGUGUAUAUGGAGAAGAAAAAGAACAGAAACAGUUAUCUGAGGAAUCAAAUAAACAAAUUGAAUUUUUGAAUAAUACAAUAAAAGAUUGGGGUUUAUUAAAAGAGAUCCAUAUAAUUUUAAAUGGCAAAAAUAGUGUGUCAAAAAUUUUGGAUAUGUUUUCAGUUAUUAUCAAAAGUAUGUUUGUUAUAAAUUUGCUCACGGAGUUAUAUUACAUUGAAAAAAUGAUAACUCCAACUUUUAUAAUUCGGAAUUCGCAUUUAGCUAAUAUAGAUAUUAUGUAUUUGUGUAGUUAUGAUAGCAAUAUAGUAUGUUCUAUUUUUUUUGAUAUUUUUGGUGGAAGGGGUAGAGACAUAUCUAAUGUUAAUUAUAGUAACCUUAGAUAUUGCAAACAAAAUAAAAUUAAUCAGGAUAUGAAUAAAAAUGGAAAUAUCGAAAAUAAUUUAAUUAAUGAAGAUUUAUUUGAGUACUCAGAUAUACUGAAUAAAUAUGAGCAUUAUAACAAUAAUGAAAAUGAAAAAAAUGAAAACCAAAAUAAUAGUAUAAAUAAAAGUUAUGAAAAAAUAUUAAAAUCUCUAUUAUUUAUUAAUAUAUGUUUUAAUUCCUAUAAUGAAUAUAUUAAUAAAAUAUAUUUAGGAGAAAAAGAAAAUUUUAAUAUAUAUUUAAAAAAAAAAAAAAAUAUUUUUGAUUUGCUAAAAUUAAUAUCUUUAACUUUUGAGUUCCAUUUAAAUUUACACAUUUUAAUUAAUAAAACAAAUAAUUAUUUGAAUAAAGAAUAUUUUUUAAGUCAAGUUAUUACAACUAAUCUUUUUGAGAUAUAUUAUAUAAAUUUAAUGACUAUAAUUUUACAAUUUAAAAAAGAAAAUGACACAUCUAUUGAUACCAAAAAAACAAGUAAUAAUAUUUAUGAUGAAAAAAAAAAUUCGAAUAUUGAUGAACUGUCUUUUUAUGUAAUUCUACAUCCUGAAAAUUUUUCAAAAAUCGUUAUAAUCCCACAUUUUAGUAAUAAUUCACCAGAUAAAAAUGAAAAUUGCAAUUUUAUAAUUAAUAACUUUUUCAAAAAAAGUGAAAUAUUUUCCGAGCUCAGAAAAACAAAAAUGACUGAUAUGUUUACUGAUACAGAUGACUUGUCCUCUUCUCCUAAUAAAAAUAUUACAUCUUCAAAUUUUGUACAAACUAAUAAUAUAUCAAAUGAUAGUGAAAAUAAUUUAUUACCUGUUUACCCCGAUCAAGCUUCUAAUCAAUUAUCCAAUAAAAUUGAUAAAGAAAAAGAUAAUUCUUUUAUAGCUUAUAAAAAUAAUAAUAAUAAUAUUAUUAUUGAUAAUUUAAAUGUUGAAGAUUUGUUUGUUUUUUUAUUUUUAAAAUUUUGUAUGAUAAUAAAUUUUCAAAAUGAACAAAAUUAUGAUGAACCUUAUGAUUACACAUUUAAUCAAACAGAAAACAAAACAACAAAUAAUUUUAAAGAUUUAAAAUCGAAUUAUAAAAAAUAUAAAAGCUAUAAUAUCUCUAAUGAUGAAAUGAGUAAUGGGUUUUUUGAAAAAGAAUUGGAAAUAUUUGAAGAAUAUGAUACAUUUAUAAAUAAUGUUAAAUAUAUGUUUAAACUCAAAAAUAAUAUUAUAAUUUCCAAAAUCGAUUUUUUUCGUCCAACAUUUUUAUAUGCAACAUUAUAUACACUAUUAGAAUUCAUAGUAAGUUUAAAAAAAUGGCUUAUUAUGUUUGAUCAUUUAAAACUGGAAUAUGAAAAUUUUACAUUAUCUCAAUCUACCCUUCCAAAUGUUUUUCAAUAUAUGAGUGCAGCUAAACGCCAAUCAUCUAAUCAAGAAAUAUCACAAGGAAAAUCAAAUGAUAAAAAUAGUAAUAUAUAUAUACAUCUAGUUUGGUUUAUUUAUAAUAUAAAAACAUUACAUUUAGAAAAAUUAGAAAAUAAAGAUGAACAAAAUAAUAAAAGAUACUAUGGAUGUUUUCAUGGUGAUAAUAAGGAAGAUAUUGAUUUAAAUCACAUAAAUAAUUCUAAGGAACUAGAAAGUAGAAAAAUUAAAAAAUUAAAAAUAGAACAAGUCGAAAAUUUAGGAGAUGUUUCAAAUGAAAAAACAGUUAAAAAGAAGGAAGAGAACAUAAUCGAAAACGAGAUAAAAUUGAAUAAAAGUUCCGAAGUUAUGAUAAAUAUAAAUAAAAGAAAAGAGGAAAAUAAAAAUAUUUUACACAUGCUAAAUGAUCGUAUUAAUAUAAGUGAAAUAAAUACCGAAAAGUUAUAUUAUAUGAUAAAUGCGUAUUCUUAUAAUAAUAAUAAUAUAUUUUUAAAAAAAAAUCAAAAAAAAAUUAUUAAAAGAAAUUUUAUAGAAAAUGUGUAUCUUUUUCAAAAACUGAGACUAAAAAAAUGGGAUGAAAGAAAAGUGAUACUUAAAAACUUUGACGAUAAAUUAAAAAAUGAAAAUGAUGACAAUAGUAAUAAUAAAAGUUACAAAUAUAAUAAUAAUAUGAAAAUAGAUAUAAAUAUGUAUGCAGAUUUUUCAAAUAAUUUGAAGGUCAUAAAUGGGUGUGAUAUACAUUAUUUAUUAAAUUCAUUUGUCGUAUAUUUUGAGAAUAUCGGAGAAGAAAUAGAAAAACAAGAUUCAUGGUUUUAUCGCCAAAAUGCUAUAAGUGAUAAUACAAACCUGUGCGAACGUUUUAUUUUAAAUGAAAACAAUAUUUUAAAAGAAAAUUCAAAAUUAAAUUCAGCACUCAAUAUUAUUUAUAAAUAUAUACGUAUAUGGUUAUUCAAAAUGCGAGAUAAUAAUAUUAUAUGUUUUUUUAAUACAAUUAAUCAAAUAAUAUAUAACCAAAAAAAUAUAUGCGAAUUCUCAUCUUUAGUCUUUAAUUCUGUUUUAUCUUAUGAAGAAUAUUUAAAAUUUUGGACUUUGAAAAACACAAACUAUAAUUUUUCGAUGCCAUUUAUAGAAACAGAAUUUUUUUCUUCUGAUGAUAAAGUGGAUAAAAUGAAUUCACAAAUGGAUAAAAAACAACAUUUUGUGAAAAUGAGGAAAUUUAAAUUUGUUGAAUAUAUAAUACCUUUCAAAACCCCUAUUCAAAAUUACAUGACAUAUAGAGAAGUAGUAAGCAAUGCAACGGAUCGUGUAAUAACUGAUAAAUCAAUAACUGAUAAAACAAUAACUGAUAAAUCAAUAACUGAUAAAACAAUAACUGAUAAGUCAAUAACUGAUAAGUCAAUAACUGAUAAAACAAUAACUGAUAAAUCAAUAACUGAUAAAUCAAUAACUGAUAAGUCAAUAACUGAUAAUAAAAUGAAGGGAUAUGAUAAAAUUACAGUUAAAUACAAAAUAUGGAAAUAUAUGCCAUGCCCAUUUAAGGAAAUAUAUAUAGAUCAUGAAAAACAAAAAUUUAUUUCCCUCAAUAAAAACGAAUCUAUUAGCUUAACUUUUAAAAUAGCUUCUAUACCUGUUAAAAAUUUAAAGGAAGUUUACAUAAAUAAUGAUUCAUAUAUUAAAUUUCUUAUUUAUAAUAAUAUUGAUUUAAAUUUAGCUCAUCAAAAAGUUAUGCAGAUAUUACAAGCUUAUAAUUUGAUGCCAAAUUAUUCGCUAGUUGCUUCACAAACGAUUUUGCACUCAGAAACAUUUGAUAUAUUAUUGAAAAAUUCGAAUAAGAAGGAAAACGUAAAUUAA
Plasmodium berghei ANKA is the source of this 7257-nucleotide messenger RNA. Its product is annotated as Cg2 protein, putative. The record is from RefSeq and is a predicted model, not a curated record. The transcript has a single exon. Gene Ontology annotation, cellular component: mediator complex. The coding region runs from base 1 to 7257 and encodes 2418 amino acids. Lineage: Eukaryota; Apicomplexa; Aconoidasida; Haemosporida; Plasmodiidae. Gene Ontology annotation, molecular function: transcription coregulator activity. Gene Ontology annotation, biological process: regulation of transcription by RNA polymerase II.